AUGGACCGGGGCGGAGGCGGGGGACAGGUGGCGAACGGAGUGGCCACGUCCAGGGUUUCCUGCGGCCACCGAACCGGUGCCUCGCGCCCUGGCGCACGGACCUCCUCCGUUCGGGGCGGACUUGGGGUUCCAAAACAGCCCCAGCCGGUGGCGGAGUCUCUGCGACAAGGACCAGCUGGCCUGCCCUUGUCCUUGUCACUGACAACGGGCCCCGGAUGUGGGCCUCAGGCGGGGACAGGUGCCCGCACGGAGGCCUCCAGGGCCGCUAUGCACCUGCGCGCGCCAGGCGGCCUGGACUACACAGGUUUUUUUGUUUUUUUAAAUUUUCUAGAAUGUGUCUGUGAAAACUACAAGCUGGCUGUAAACUGCUUUUUGAAUGACAAUGGUCAAUGCCAGUGUACUUCGAUUGGUGCACAAAAUACUGUCCUUUGCUCAAAGCUGGCUGCCAAAUGUUUGGUGAUGAAGGCAGAAAUGAACGGCUCAAAACUUGGGAGAAGAGCGAAACCUGAAGGGGCUCUCCAGAACAAUGAUGGCCUUUACGAUCCUGACUGCGAUGAGAGCGGGCUCUUUAAGGCCAAGCAGUGCAACGGCACCUCCACGUGCUGGUGUGUGAACACUGCUGGGGUCAGAAGAACUGACAAGGACACUGAAAUAACCUGCUCUGAGCGAGUGAGAACCUACUGGAUCAUCAUUGAAUUAAAACACAAAGCAAGAGAAAAACCUUAUGAUGUUCAAAGUUUGCGGACUGCACUUGAGGAGGCGAUCAAAACGCGUUAUCAACUGGAUCCAAAAUUUAUCACAAAUAUUUUGUAUGAGGAUAAUGUUAUCACUAUUGAUCUGGUUCAAAAUUCUUCUCAAAAAACUCAGAAUGAUGUGGACAUAGCUGAUGUGGCUUAUUAUUUUGAAAAAGAUGUUAAAGGUGAAUCCUUGUUUCAUUCUAAGAAAAUGGACCUGAGAGUAAAUGGGGAACAACUGGAUCUGGAUCCUGGUCAAACUUUAAUUUAUUAUGUCGAUGAAAAAGCACCUGAAUUCUCAAUGCAGGGUCUAAAAGCUGGUGUUAUUGCUGUUAUUGUGGUUGUGGUGAUAGCAAUUGUUGCCGGAAUUGUUGUGCUGGUUAUUUCCAGAAAGAAGAGAAUGGCUAAGUAUGAGAAGGCUGAGAUAAAGGAGAUGGGUGAGAUACAUAGGGAACUCAAUGCGUAACUACUAUAAUUUGAAGAUUAUAAAAGAAGGGAAAUAUCAAAUGGACGCAAAUUACAAAUGUGUGCGCAUGGGAUGAAGACAUCUUUGAAGGUCAUGAGUUUGUUAGUUUAACAUGAUAUAUUUGUAAUAGUGAAACCUGUACUCAAAAUAUAAGCAGCUUGAAAUUGGCUUUACCAAUCUUGAAAUUUGACCACAAGUGUCUUAUAUAUGCAGAUCUAAUGUAAAAUCCAGAACUUGGACUGCAUAGUUAAAAUGUUUUAUGUGUAGUGUUCAAAUGUGUGCAUUAAAUAUGCUUCCACAGUAGAGUUUGAAAAACUAUCUGAUUUGUGAUGGAAAGCUGCCUUUCUAUUUACUUGAGUCUUGUACAUACAUACUUUUUUAUGAGCUAUGAAAUAAAACAUUUUAAACUGAA
Molecule: messenger RNA, 1612 nt
Organism: Mandrillus leucophaeus (drill)
Lineage: Eukaryota; Metazoa; Chordata; Mammalia; Primates; Cercopithecidae
Gene: EPCAM
Product: epithelial cell adhesion molecule
Exons: 9
Coding region: 1-1200 (399 amino acids)
Cellular component (GO): bicellular tight junction; membrane
Molecular function (GO): cadherin binding involved in cell-cell adhesion
Source: RefSeq, a predicted model, not a curated record